CGUAAGUGACGCGGACUCUCGAGAAGGCAGAGCCAAAAGCGGACUAGGGCAGGAGGAGCUGUGGCUGAAGGCAGAGUGGCAGAAAAGCCGAGGGUCAGGAGCCGAGAAGCGACUCUGGCUUACAGGUCCCGAAAACACCCUUGUAGGGACCCACUUUGUGAUCAGCAAGGAAGGGCAGGGGUGGCAAAGGCUCAUGCCCCCAUUUUACAGCUCAGCCAUCUCAACAAUCCACCCUUCCGCAAAAGAAGAGCACAAAGGAGGAAGGCAUGUACACUGUUUUCCUCAUAGUGUGACUCCAGGUUUCUUCUUGGAAAGCCUGUUCUUUGACCAGAUGGCAGUAACAUUUGAAGAUGUCACUGUUAUUUUUACUUGGGAGGAGUGGAAAUUCCUGGAUUCUUCUCAGAAAAAGAUCUACAGGGAGGUCAUGUGGGAGAACUACACAAAUGUCAUGUCAGUAGGACACUGGAAUGAGAGCUACAAACCCCAAGGACACAGAUUCAGAUAUUUAGAAUAUGAAAAUUUUUCCUGCUGUCAAGGCUGGCAGAAUGCUGGCUUUCAGAUAUAUGAGAGUCAGAACUAUGAGGAGAUUGUUCAGCAGGUUGAUUCCAAAGACCCAACUCAGCAAGACCUUUCCCAGUGUCAAGAAUGGUUAAUACUCUCUACUCAAGUACCAGGGUAUGGGAACUAUGAACUGACUUUUGAAGGCAAAAGUCCCAGGAACUUAAAAUAUAAAAAGUCUAUACCUUGGCAGUCCUUAGAAACAAAAACCGCUCAAGACAAUGGUAGAAAAAUCUACUCGAGUGAUUUACAUGGUUUUCAAGGGGGUAGAUACCAUCUUGGCAUAUCCAGGAAAAAUCUCUCCAUGGAAAAAGAACAGAAGCUCAUAGUUCAGCAUUCUUACAUCCCAAUGGAAGAAGCCCUUCCAGAGUACAUUGGGGAGAUACGCCAAAAUGACCUGCUGAAAGACCCAAUGGAAGAGAUAUACUGUGGCUGUAAUAAAUGUGAAGAAAUUUAUUAUUGGAACUCAGAGUGUGUUCACCACAAGAGAAAUCAAUUUGGAGGAAAGCUCUAUCAGUGCUCCAUCAGCACAGCAUACUUCUCUCAGAGAUCAGACUUGUAUAGACAUCCAAGAAUCCACAUAGGUGAGAAGCUGUAUGGAUGUGAUGAAGUUGGCAGUAACGUUAGUCAGAGCUCAGGAGUUCACUUUCAUCAGAGAGUUCCCACAGGGGAGGUACCUUGUAUCUGCAAUGCAUGUGGUAAGAGCUUCAGUCAGAUUUCUGGUCUUCACAGUCAUCAAAGAGUGCACACAGAAGAGAAACUCUAUAAAUUUGAGUGUGAUAAGGACCCCAGUAAAAAUUCAUUACUUCACAUUCACCAGAGACUUCACAUAGGAGAAAAGCCUUUUAAGUGCGAUCAGUGUGGUAAGAGUUUUAGUCGGAGUUCAGUACUUCAUGUUCAUCAGAGAGUCCACACAGGAGAGAAACCAUAUAAGUGUGAUGAGUGUGGUAAGGGCUUCAGUCAGAGCUCAAAUCUUCGAAUUCAUCAGUUAGUACACACAGGAGAGAAGUCCUAUAAAUGUGAGGACUGUGGUAAGGGCUUUACCCAGCGCUCAAAUCUUCAAAUUCACCAGAGAGUGCAUACAGGAGAGAAGCCUUAUAAAUGUGAUGACUGUGGAAAGGACUUUAGUCACAGCUCAGAUCUUCGCAUUCAUCAGAGGGUCCAUACAGGGGAGAAACCCUAUACAUGUCAUCAGUGUGGGAAGGGCUUCAGCAAGAGUUCAAAGCUUCACACUCAUCAAAGAGUACAUACUGGAGAGAAACCCUAUAAAUGUGAAGAGUGUGGUAAGGGAUUCAGUCAGCGUUCACAUCUCCUCAUUCAUCAGAGAGUCCAUACAGGAGAAAAACCCUAUAAAUGUGAUGAUUGUGGAAAAGGCUUUAGUCACAGCUCUAAUCUUCACAUUCAUCAGAGAGUUCAUACCGGAGAGAAGCCUUAUCAAUGUGCUAAGUGUGGUAAGGGUUUCAGUCACAGCUCAGCUCUUCGAAUUCAUCAGAGAGUCCACACAGGAGAGAAACCUUAUAAAUGCCAUGAGUAUUAUAAGGGAUUUGAUCAUAAUUCACAUCUUCACAGUAAUCACAGAAGAGAAACUUUAUAAAUCAUGUUCAUUUAGUUAACAGCUUUAAUGAAAGCUUAACUUUUAAACCCAGUAAGUGUUGCUGGGAAGGAAAUCCUGUAAAUAACACAAGUAAUCCCCAAGCAACAUUUAUAGUUUCCCCCAACUCCCACUAAAAAUUAUUUACUUCAAGAGGAGAUCCUUAGGAGGAUUUCUAUGUAUUUAAAAUUAAAGUGCAUUUUCUUUAUUAUAAAUAUAAUACAUAGUCACAAUAAUAUAUAUAAAAAAUUUAAGGAGAAAACUUCAUCCUGUUUCAUUCUAGUCUCUGUGCAUUUUAAUGUGCAUGAAAUCAUACUGUAUGUUAAACUUUGUAUUUUCACUGACUUCAAAACAUUUACUGAAAUGUUGGUUUGAAUUGAAACAGGCUAGCCAUCUCUGAAACAGCAUCUCGUGACUCCCCU
Molecule: messenger RNA, 2571 nt
Organism: Galeopterus variegatus (Sunda flying lemur)
Lineage: Eukaryota; Metazoa; Chordata; Mammalia; Dermoptera; Cynocephalidae
Gene: ZNF214
Product: zinc finger protein 214
Exons: 5
Coding region: 194-2152 (652 amino acids)
Biological process (GO): regulation of DNA-templated transcription
Source: RefSeq, a predicted model, not a curated record